This is a messenger RNA of Indicator indicator, 1686 nucleotides long. RefSeq names its product casein kinase 1 gamma 2 (gene CSNK1G2). Gene Ontology annotation, biological process: endocytosis; signal transduction; peptidyl-serine phosphorylation. NCBI's taxonomy places the organism in Eukaryota, Metazoa, Chordata, Aves, Piciformes, Indicatoridae. Gene Ontology annotation, molecular function: ATP binding; protein serine/threonine kinase activity. The record is from RefSeq and is a predicted model, not a curated record. The transcript is spliced from 12 exons. The coding region runs from base 316 to 1668 and encodes 450 amino acids. Gene Ontology annotation, cellular component: plasma membrane; cytoplasm; nucleus.
GCGGCGCUGGGAGAAGCCUCCUCACAGGAUGUCCUCUCCACCAAAGAACUCUCCGUAACAGACGACGAUGACAAUCCCGGCGGGACCUUGGGAAGCACUAACAUUUCAGUAGCCCAGCACCCAUUGUGGGUGGCCAUUUCUCCCUCCCUUCUGCAAACCCCACCCUCCUCCUCCUCCUCCUCCUCUUCACCGUGAUGAUCUAUUGAUCCAGGAGAAGCCUGCUUCGUUUUGCUCCUCACCCCCUCGACUUCCGGCAGCUCUUGGGAUUUGUAUGGCAGCAGCGUAACCGUGGAGAGGCCGGGGUAUCACAAACUUAUGGAUUUUGAUAAGAGAGGAGGGAAAGGGGAGCUGGAGGAAGGUAAAAGGAUGUCCAAGACGGGUGGAGGAAGGAGCAGUCAUGGAAGUCGAAGCACUGGAACCAACUCAGGAGUCUUAAUGGUUGGUCCUAACUUUCGGGUCGGCAAGAAGAUUGGCUGCGGCAAUUUCGGGGAGCUCCGGCUAGGGAAGAACCUCUACACCAACGAAUACGUAGCUAUCAAAUUGGAACCCAUCAAGUCCCGGGCCCCCCAGCUGCACCUGGAGUACCGCUUCUACAAACAGCUCGGCAAUGCAGAAGGAAUUCCUCAGGUUUACUACUUUGGCCCCUGUGGGAAGUACAAUGCCAUGGUGUUGGAGCUGCUGGGCCCCAGCCUAGAAGACCUCUUUGAUCUGUGUGAUCGAACCUUCACGCUCAAGACCGUCCUGAUGAUCGCAAUCCAGCUGAUCACCAGGAUGGAAUAUGUCCACACCAAAAGCCUCAUCUACAGGGACGUGAAGCCAGAGAACUUCCUGGUGGGGCGGCCGGGCAGCAAGCGGCAGCACACCAUCCACAUCAUCGACUUCGGCCUGGCCAAGGAGUACAUCGACCCCGAGACCAAAAAACACAUCCCCUACCGAGAGCACAAGAGCCUGACAGGGACAGCUCGCUACAUGAGCAUCAACACACACCUGGGCAAAGAACAAAGCCGCAGGGAUGACCUGGAAGCACUUGGGCACAUGUUUAUGUACUUCCUCCGUGGGAGCCUCCCUUGGCAAGGCCUCAAGGCCGACACGCUCAAGGAGAGGUACCAGAAGAUCGGCGACACCAAAAGAGCCACUCCAGUGGAGGUGCUCUGUGAGAACUUCCCAGAGGAGAUGGCAACCUACCUGCGCUACGUGCGGCGCUUGGACUUCUUCGAGAAGCCUGACUACGACUACCUGAGAAAGCUCUUCACAGACCUGUUUGAGAGGAACGGUUAUGUCUUUGACUACGAAUAUGACUGGGCAGGGAAACCCCUGCCCACCCCCAUCGGCACGAUGCACAGCGAGGUGCAGGUGCAGCCCCCGAACAGAGACAAAGCACAGCCACACACCAAACACCAGCCACCCGAGGGGACGGAGGUGUGGGAUCCUCAGGCCGGUGUGCAGCCUGCCGAGGAGCCUUUGGGAGCUCAGCUGGCAGCCGGCAGGCUCGGGGGGUCCGUCCAGGUGAUGAGCUCCACCAACGGAGAGCUGAACACGGACGACCCCACGGCAGGACAUUCGAACGCCCCCAUCACAGCCCCCACCGAGGUGGAGGUGACAGACGAUACAAAGUGCUGCUGUUUCUUCAAGAGAAGGAAGAGGAAAACCACCAAGCGUCGCAAGUGAGCCGUGGGGCCGGGCGGA